Molecule: messenger RNA, 1971 nt
Organism: Neodiprion fabricii
Lineage: Eukaryota; Metazoa; Arthropoda; Insecta; Hymenoptera; Diprionidae
Gene: crc
Product: activating transcription factor of chaperone
Exons: 4
Coding region: 253-1374 (373 amino acids)
Biological process (GO): regulation of transcription by RNA polymerase II
Cellular component (GO): nucleus
Molecular function (GO): DNA-binding transcription activator activity, RNA polymerase II-specific; RNA polymerase II transcription regulatory region sequence-specific DNA binding
Source: RefSeq, a predicted model, not a curated record
ACUCAUCGUUCGUAGAAAUCAGUCAUUCUCCAUCCAUGAAACCAGAAAAGAAGACAUCGUUAUUAUUGGCUCUAUUAAAAAAGGGGUGAAGAUGAGUUUCUAGUCGGUAAACGACUUUGCACACGCAAGUGUGCCAUCACAUCAUAAUAACCAUGGGGGCCGACAUGGCGUUCAACAAAAGCGACGUCGCUAAGACGACUCAAAUUCCUUAUAAUAAUCCAAGCAUAUCUUUUGAUCGGAUAAAUACCAACAAUGUCUACCGAUCAAUAUCAGAAAAUCUGGGUAUUGAAGGCGGAGCCCUCAUCACCGGCUUCACCCAAUUCCCGUGUUUCGCCCAUUGAAACUUCUACCCCUGACAUUUUCAAUGAUUGGCUGAGCUUUGAUAGCAUCGAAAAUCUCAGCAACAAUGGGGAAGAGGUCAUGUACGAGGAAGAGGCGGAAAAGGAGGACGAGAAAACAUCACGAGCGCAAGUGGCUACUAAACUCUUAGAACAACUGGAAGAAUUUAUCAAAGAAGAACCCUCUGCUGACUGGCUUGAAGAGAAAACUGAUCUACCAAUAUUCGAAGAACUAUCACCUUUGGACUAUGGGAUCAGCCAGCCCAUCCUACCAUCAGGUACAAUAAAGUUGCAAACGCAGUUGCAGCAACAAGAAACAACUCGGACCCUACUACAGGAAUUUGAAAGUGUACUGGGUGAUGUAGAGGCCUGUUACCAAGCUCCUGUCACAGCAUUGACUCCACCACAGUCACCUCCUGCUAAAUUCUACAACACAACAAAUUCCAAAAUACUGAUAUCUGUAUCACCAACUUUUCAAACUCAGGGCGUUUCUGUGGUCAAACCCGAGGACCAAUUUCAAGAAAUUCCAUCCUUACCCAGUGUCGCCCCAUUGUCGCAAUGGGGUGCUGAGAACAUCUCUCUUGAACCACUGGGGGACGUCGCAAGCGAAUUGGCAGCAGUCGACGAAAUAGUUCGCUCAUGUGCCAAGAAUAUAUCAUCAUCAAGUCUAUCCACUAGCUCUGACACGAGUUGUGUAUCUUUUGAGGAGGAUUCCAAUGAUGAUCCAUUGUGGACACCCGAAGCUACACCUUCUACCACGUCAACACCUGUUGUGUCGAAGAAUCGUUAUCGCAAACCUUACUCCCGUCCACCGUCAGAUGAUAGAAAGGUCCGCAAAAAAGAGCAGAAUAAGAACGCAGCAACUCGUUACAGACAAAAGAAAAAGCAAGAAAUAAAAGAGAUCGUGGGGGAGGUACAGGAGCUGACUAAUUACAAUGAGAAACUGCAGGGCCAAGUUGGUGAUCUUCAGCGGGAGAUUCGUUGCCUCAAGGGGCUGAUGAGGGACCUAUUCAAAGCCAAGGGACUUAUGAAAUAAUUUCUUCGAUCACUCUUGUAUACGAUCGUUGCUUUUACACACACACACACACACAUGUAUAUAUACAUAUAUGUAUAUAUAUAUAUAUAUAUAUAUUAUACUAGUAGUUGGUACUUAACAACCUUAUUCCUUAUUUUACGCGGUACCUAGUUUCGGCAUCGCGAUUUGUAACUAACACUCAUUCAAAUACUCGUACGUUAUCACAAAUGUAUAAUUAUGCAUGUUAUAUACCUAAAGAGAGCGAACGGCCACUUGCUGCUUCCUCAUCGGUCGACUUGACCAUAAGUGGGUUGCCUUGGAUUAUAUUAGAUAUCCUAAACUUUAUGUACGUCAUCAGAUUGUUCAAUAUCCGAAAAAAAAUCGUAAAAAGGUAGAUUGUAGGAGGAGAGCAGCCCUAUGAAGCUCACCUGAGUGGAACUCUGCUGUCUCCCAAUACGAUCGUCUUUUUUAUUUAUUUAUUAAUUUUUUUAACAAACAAAUUUUAGCAUGAAUCUCAACUUGAUGCAUGUCCGUUGUUCAAGUAGAGAUUGUCAAAAUAUUAUUUUCAUAUAUUAUAGACAUGUCUGUAUACCGGAAGAAUAAAUAAUUUUACCGAUA